Molecule: messenger RNA, 825 nt
Organism: Suillus subaureus
Lineage: Eukaryota; Fungi; Basidiomycota; Agaricomycetes; Boletales; Suillaceae
Product: P-loop containing nucleoside triphosphate hydrolase protein
Exons: 6
Coding region: 1-825 (274 amino acids)
Cellular component (GO): cytoplasm
Source: RefSeq, a predicted model, not a curated record
AUGACUUCCAACAACCAGCAACCCAACUUCCAACUGUCAGAUCCGAUGGAUUCGAUGGCCGAUAUCAAGACGAAAGUUAUCCUAGUUGGUAUUGGAGGCCCGACAUGUUCAGGGAAGACAACACUGACUAAACACAUGAAGGACAUUCUUCCGAAUAGUGUCAUCGUUCAUCAGGAUGAUUUCUUUCUGCCGGAAGAGAUGCUUUCUACGCACCAAGGUCUCAACACCAAAAACUGGGACGCACCGAGCGCUAUAGACUGGCCUCAGAUGCGGAAGUUUCUCCGGGACGUAAAGAGCUUCGGUGGCAUCCCACUCAACCACACAGGCUACGAUACUUGGAAUGAUGGAAGAAAUGUACCCAUUGAUGAGAAUAGGGCAGAUGCCUGGAAGGCACGUUUUCAAGAUCUUGAGCAGCGCUGUUUGGUCGCUGCUAACACCAAAGUAAUCUGGGUGUUAGUUGACGGAUUUAUGUUAUACUGGGACCAGGAUGUUAUUCGUCUGCUAGAUGUUUGCAUUUUCUUGCGCGUGCCAAAGCACAUACUGAAGAAGCGGCGUGAAAUACAGUUUCAGUUUUUGCCAGAACCUGGAGUACCUUGGACUGAUCCAGAAGGUUAUUGGGAUGUUGUCUGCUAUCCUGAAUACAUUGUGACACAUAAGGACCUAUUCAAGGAUGGAAAUGUUGAAACUGGCGAACCGAGUGAGAGCCAGGUGAAAGGGUUGCUUGUGAUCGAGCCUGAAGCCAAGGCGAGAAUGGAUAUGAUAGAUAUUGUAGAGACUUGCUUGGAGAAGCUUGCUUGUGUGGCAAGCGACCUCACGGGACAUUGA